Suillus bovinus is the source of this 1183-nucleotide messenger RNA. RefSeq names its product aromatic compound dioxygenase. The transcript is spliced from 8 exons. The record is from RefSeq and is a predicted model, not a curated record. Gene Ontology annotation, biological process: catechol-containing compound metabolic process. Gene Ontology annotation, molecular function: ferric iron binding; catechol 1,2-dioxygenase activity. NCBI's taxonomy places the organism in Eukaryota, Fungi, Basidiomycota, Agaricomycetes, Boletales, Suillaceae. Bases 91 to 1095 code for a protein of 334 amino acids.
CGAACCAUCCAGAUAUCAUUACCCGCCACACUAUAUAUAAUCCCAUGUUCCGCAUCGUGGAACUACCUCAUCCCUCUCUGAAUCCACACCAUGCCAGACGCACCAGAAGUAAAGGCCACCUCAAACGGCAUUCCUUCUCCAAGCUUCCACUUGCCACUACCUGAUAGACCUGACAUCAUCACCGCCAACGUUCAAAAGCUCACAGAAUUAACACCCAAUCCACGUCACAGAUUCAUAUUCAAGGCGCUGAUCAAGCACCUACACCAAUUCGUCAAUGAGACCAGUCUAACAACAGACGAAUGGAUGGCAGCCAUUGAUUUCUUGACCCGCACUGGACAAAAGUGCACACCACUACGUCAAGAAACCAUUCUACUAUCAGAUAUCCUAGGUGUUUCUGCCCUCGUCGACUCCCUAAAUAACCCUGUUGUGGGAGGGGCAACCGAGAACAGCAUCCUGGGUCCAUUCUUCACCGAGGACGCUGCAGAUGUGGGCUUUGGUGAAUCGAUUGCGUCUGAAGGAAAAGGAGAUUAUAUGUAUGUCGAAGGUCGGGUUUUGACCACUGACGGGAAGCCAAUCCCUGACGCUGUCAUUGACACUUGGGAGACCGAUGACCAUGGAUUUUAUGACACGCAAUACACAGACCGCUCUCAUCCCGACUGCAGAGGUCGCCUGCGCUCCGACAAAGAUGGUAAAUUUGGAUAUCGCGCUGUGGUCCCAGUAGCAUACCCAGUUCCUGGAGACGGUCCUGUUGGCGAACUUCUUCUCCUCCUUGGUCGGCAUAACAUGCGUCCAAAUCAUUUACACAUGAUGGUCGAAGCCCCUGGUUUCCACAAGCUAGUUACGGCAUUUUAUCCAGAGGGCUGUGAGUAUCUCAGAAGCGAUUGCGUCUUCGGUGUCAAGAAAUCAUUGGUAGUGAACUUGAAGGAUGUUGUAGACGACGAGGAAAGUCGUAAACGCGGAUUUCCUCGUGGUGGCUCAUUCAAGUUAUUGCAAUAUGAUCUUGUAUUACUCACGGAAGAGCAGUCUGUCACGAUGCGUACUGGCGUGGAGGAACGUUACACGACCCUUGGAGAUCAUAAAAGUACUAAAUCAUAAUAAACUUGAUAAGUCAUCAUCAUGUAUUUCAUAUUCCUCUCUUGCUUAGUCACGUAAUACCAAACUACCGCCGUCGGACGAUUCCUUG